GAAACAAGCAUUCCUGUCCUCACUUUUUCUCUCCAUUAAGAUCAAUGACUGUGGUAAACUCUCAUUCAACACCUUUUCUAAUUACCAAAUCAUCUUUCACUACAAGGACAACAAGGCUGCCUGUCCACAGGCAAGUGGUGUUUGCAAGUAUUCAUGACAAUAUUUCAAACAUCUCAUCAUCAUCAUCGUCGUCAUCAACAACAACAAUAACAACAACUACUCCGUGUCAGAUCAAAUCAACUUCGAAAAAUGGGCUUAAGGUAUUUGAAGAUACGUCAACGGGUGUAGUUUGUUAUAGAGAUGAAUAUGGAGAAAUCACAUGUGAAGGAUAUGAUGAAGGCCCUCGUUUUUGCCACCAACCCCCAAAGUCUCCUUUUAAAUCAAGAGAUGAAGAGAUUGUAGGGCUCCUCCAAAGAAAUUGGCUUCAUAUAGCUGAUGUUGCUGUGGAAUGAAGAGACUUUGUGUAUUCUUAACGGGCUAAUCGACGCAACUAUAUAUGCCUCAAGUUCAAGUUAAUUAGCUAUUGUUACUUGAAUACUAUGUAUUCAUUCAGUUCUAUUCAGACUCAUGAUAGUUGUCGUUGUUCUAAUAGCUAGUAUAUUUUGACAAAAAGAUAAGUGAUAUUGACUUGCCUUUUUUUUACUAGUUAAGAUGUAUAUAAGUAGUACAAUUUGUGUAUUGGCAAUUUAUUUUUCACUUUCAACCUAAUGUUUUUUCUUCCAAUCACCCACCUCACCCUCACCAUCAUAUUUUUCUUUUUUGGGUCUCACCG
Messenger RNA from Solanum stenotomum, 772 nucleotides. RefSeq lists its product as uncharacterized. Bases 45 to 452 code for a protein of 135 amino acids. The transcript has 3 exons. NCBI's taxonomy places the organism in Eukaryota, Viridiplantae, Streptophyta, Magnoliopsida, Solanales, Solanaceae. The record is from RefSeq and is a predicted model, not a curated record.